Molecule: messenger RNA, 599 nt
Organism: Drosophila subpulchrella
Lineage: Eukaryota; Metazoa; Arthropoda; Insecta; Diptera; Drosophilidae
Exons: 2
Coding region: 67-450 (127 amino acids)
Source: RefSeq, a predicted model, not a curated record
AGCUAUUUCAAAGGAGUAGGCCCCGCUUUUCCGCUCCGCUCUCUGCUUUGAAACCCGAUUCGAAAAAUGAAAUUCAAGUAUCAAAAGAAACACAAGCCGCUCGACCCAAUAAAACAAGCACUUCGAAAAUUCGCACGUGUUCUUGGCAAGGCCUUCUUCUACCUGGGCACUCCUCCUCUGUGUCCUCUCCACCAGGCGAGUGCCUUGACCCUGAUCCAUUGCCACUAUCUCGGGGUCUGCCCCAUCUGCAGCCUGUGCUCCUUUUCCGGAAGCCCAUUGUCAUGCUGGAGUCCGUAUUCUUCGUGCUGCGGCAGUUCUUCAGCUUCGUCUGCCCCAUGCAAAUCUUCUACGACAUCGAGGAGACCGAACACAUGGGGCACGGGCAUCAAGAAGAGUGGGAUAUCUGGACGGAGAUUUGAGAUUCGACGGCAUGACAACCAAACCAAUUGAUUAAUGGCGGGCGGGGCGGAAGACGUUGGCAAUAAAGAGAUCUCUUGCUAUUCCCCUUGAGUCACCCUGGUUACUCGACUCCGAUUCGUACAUAAUUUCCUCAUAAAUUGUCAAAUAAUUUAAAGCCCUGCCAUUGAGCAAGAGUCAAG